AUGGCUGACUACUGGAAGAGCAAUCCAAAAAAGUUCUGCGAAAUUUGCAAAUGUUGGCUUGCCGACAACAAAAUCGUACGUUGGGCUAAUUAUCUGACCAGAUUUUGCUUGCAGAGCAUCACCAACCAUGAAACUGGGAUGCGGCACAAGGCAAAUGUGCAGAAGAAAUUGAAUGAUUUGCGAAAAAAUUGCAAAGAAUCCACCGAGGGAAAGAUGCGAGAGAAAAUCUCAUUAAUCAAUGAUGUAUAUUGGUUUUGUUUAUGGUCAUUUUUAGAUGGCUUUCGUUGGGAUGAUGAAGGACAUCGAGCGAGACCCUAGUCUUGCGAAGCGUUAUGGCGUGUCCCUGACCGGUAGAUCUCCUUCUCAUGAUCUUAUUUUUAGACGAAAAGUUUGCUAACAUGAAAAAGAAAAUUGAUGAGCUCGAGAAGUCUGGCGUCAGUAGCAAACCUAAGGCGCCACCUGCACCAACUACGUCCCGCCCACCGACUCAAACGGUGUAUGAAUGGAAGGAGGUUAAGACUGCUGAUGGGUCGAUUUAUUACUGGAAUAAGAAGACUGGUGUCACCCAGUGGGAGAGACCACAGACCUCGAUUGAGCCAGUUGAUGACUCCGCCUCAGUUCAAAGGGAAAAACAACGUCUUGAUCAGUUUCUGUUUAAUAGGCUUAUCGAACUGAGCGAGUCUGGACAUUCUGGGGCCAACGAAGCAGUUUGUCAAGCCUUUGAUGCGCCCCUACCCUCGUCCACAAGUGAGGACGUGAAGGACGCUGAUAGUGACGAUAACGCGGAAAGUCCAGUCGAACCGGCCGCGCCACCUUCACCUAAGAAGUCGAAAAUCAGAGUGAAUCUCUUAGGGGAAUGGCAACCUGUACUACCAGAGUAAGUGAUUCCUUCCUUUUCGCUUACUCUAGGGAAUGCCGUUUUUUUACAAGCAUCACUUUUCACCUAUUCCGAAGUCCGAUAUUUAUAGUCUUUUUAGAAGCUAGGGAUUUGACAGAACCCCACGUCUUUUACAUAUUCUGCAGGAAGUCAUAUUGUCUAGCUUUUUAGUUUUGAUAUUUUGAGUCAGUUAAUAUUUUUGAGCCUCAAAUAUGGUGUUUUCCACUCUCAAAGUCCUUUUUAAGUAUGGCGCCUGCAAUCAGGCGGUUAUAACUCAGGUAUGUGCACUCUAGUGCACAUCCGCCGGACAAAAACGUUAUCCACUCGAUAUAUGCAUAUCAAAAAUACGCUAUCUACUCGCUGUCGAGGCGAUAUGCGCUUGCUACUAGGGUAUGUUAAGAUCUCAGCACAAAAGCAGACCUGUUCGAGCUGCUCCUCUGACAUAACUACCAGAGCACAAGGCUCGUGUAAGUUUCCUGUCCAGUUGCCUCCAGUUGGGGUUACGCGACACUUCCUUCUUCAAGCAUCCAUCUCCUUAAAAAAAGGUCAGAACCGGAUUUCGUGAAUUUUUCACAGGCAGUAGGUUCAAGAGCAUGAAGAGUCGUGGGAAAAUCCGUCCUGCGGCGAUUCACCAGCACGAAGGGUUCCAGAUAGGAAUGUCAGGCUCAAGUCAAGCUGCGUUUGCACAGGCUAUAUCUUCAUCCUCUGUCUAAUGAUUGAACGUCUACUCUCUUACCGACAACCAACAGAGACUGUUUCCUUAUUUUUAAGAGCUUUCAAUUCAGUUGCCUGAAAUUACUUUUCGGGGUACCCUAUUAUUCGGCAAGUGCCCGCGAGCUUCACAGUCUUGUUAAGACCAUAUACAAGCAGAGUUUCAAUGUACAUUCUGUUCGUUUUGUUAAUAACACUUCCAAAUCUACGCUCAUAAACGCACCAGAAGUAUGUGGCUAAUUUCUCGAUGGCGAAACUGCUUUCCUUGGCCUCAUUCCCAUGAUACCUUACCCGAACGUCCACAUUAAUACUUUUACCACUAGGCGGAAUGCACGUCACUCUGUAUGGGCGGAAAAAUCAUUUCACGGGCAUCGGACGGAGAACCGCCACAAAUGAAUACUAUUGACAGCGUUUUAAGGAUGAUCCACAGACUUUUCGUUGACGACUUAAUGGAUGUAGCAGCGGAUGGGGACGUAGAAGUAAGGCUUUGUUGUCUCUUUCAGACACACUCUUUAUCAUCUGCCUAUACUCCCAUGAGUAGAAAAUUAUCGAGUUAGCAUCGCGGGUAGACCAUUGAUCACUGAUUGGUACGGUUCUGAUCAUGCCUGAUUUAGCUGACCUGACUAUCGGCAGCGACGAAUCUAAAAAGCUCAGCCUACUUCCUUCCUCGGCGAUGGACAGCGAAUAUCGAAAACCCAGGAACAAUCCCCAUUUAUUUAUAGAUUGUGUCUAGACAGGUUUUAAGUUGACCUCUUCGACGCCUCCAGAUGUAUAAUUGCGCCGGAUGGAGGGCAGCAACACUGAAUCCUCGGUCAUCUUUCUUGAAUGGUCUGAGAUACGCCCGCGAUGUUGUCGCUGAGAAUGCGAACUGUUUCCUUCGCGAUAAAGUCAGUGCACUUCACUCGUAGGAUUGUUCUCAGCUCACGAUCGUCAAACACCUCUCGUUUUUGCUCAUCUUCUAUGCGCGCUGCCCAGCCCUCACAGUCGUAUAGGAGGACAAACCGUAAAAAGGCCCAGCACACGCCAAUCUUUGUGGCGAUGAAGAUAUCACGUCGGGUUUAUAAACACAUAAGAAUUGCGGCAACCCUUCAAGCAGCGUCAAUUGAGGAGAUGAUGUCACCCUUGCCCUGUCUAUUUGAUGGUAACUUCGCUCUUGGGUGUUCGAGACUAUCCACUUCUUCAAGCUGAUAGCCAUUUAUCUCAACGUGUUUCCUUUUGGUAAGAAUCGCAACUUAAAGACGCUUGGAUCUCUGCUGACAACUCGGCCAAAGUCGAGCGCUGGCGUGAGCACUUGGAGCACCAUCUCAACUUCAAUACCCAACCUACCUCGCCCAUGUUCUCCUCUUCAGCGGAGUUUCUUCCCUCUCCUACCUACGCAGUGUUAUGCGACCCCCCUCUGAAGGAGAAGUCGCCGAUGCCAUACGAAAGAUGCGCAACAAUAAGACACCCGGAAAGGACGGUAUACCCGCUGAAAUCUUCAAGUCUUGUGUCGACACUCUGGCGCCCUGGCUCCAUGAGGUGAUUGAACGAACGUGGAGAGACGAGGUUGUUUCUGAUGACUGGGGCCUAGGCAUACUUGUUUCUAUCCUCAAGAGGGGAGAUAAGACGAGAUGCGAGAACGACCGCGACAUGAGUCUCAUCGACGUUGCUGCGAAGAUCUUCGCUAUUGUCCUACCCAGACGAUUCCAGGCUGUGCGUGACUCAAGGACGAGGCCAAACCAAGCUGGAUUUCGUGCUGGACGUGGAUGCGCAGACCAGAUAUUCACACUGAGGCGCAUUCUCGAAUUUCGCCAUAGCUAUCAACAACCGACGGCCGUCUGCUUCAUUGACUUUGCCGCGGCGUUCGAUUCCGUUCAUCGUGAGUCCCUGUGGCGGAUAAUGGCGCUAGAUGGUGUACCGGCAAAAAUCAUCGCCAUGAGCAAGGCCUAUUAUCGCUCCACUAUUGCGAGAGUCCUGGUCCGCAACAAUCUUUCCCAACCGUUCGGUAUUCGAUCUGGCGCUCGACAGGGUUGCAUCCUGUCACCCAUUCUGUUCACCUAUGCCAUUGAUUGGAUCCUCGGCAGGGCCCAACGUGAGAGUGACGGCGUUGGGUUUGCACCCGGACAUCGACCGACUGAUCUUGACUAUGCCGAUAAUAUCGCCUUACUUGCUUCAAGUUUUGGUGAUGUACAGUCUAUGGUGUCACGGGUGAACGAGGUUGCCAAAUCGGUCGGUUUGUCCAUAACCGCUGGGAAGACCAAAGUGUUUUCAAGCUGCAUCCCUGACACAGUUCGUCAGGACAUGGAGGUGGUUCUCGAACCUUUGGUAUUCGGUCUACGUCGUUGGCGAAGGGAAUGGGCUGAGCUGUCCAGAUCUGCUGCCGCGGAUCGUCACGCGUGGAGAGGUACAGUUCGGGACAUCAUCGAGGCCGGCUAGAUCAGGCAUGAUCGCGGCCGUAUCAAGUGCAAGUAAGUUGGGUCUCUGGCGUUCGUAGAUGAAUUGCCCCAUUUGGCCACCUCAUCCACCCACAACACCGCCUUCUGUAGAUUAGUGCUUGGGUCUACUAGGGCGGUGUCUUCAGCGUAGUCGAGGUUACUCAGCCUACGCCCGGAUACAAAUUCAACGCGGUCCAAACGGCUUACUUUCUGUGAAUCCAGUCAGUGACGUAAGUGAACAGAGUGGGCGACCGAAUGUAACCGGACCGGAUAUCGCGCGGUUGGAAAGAUUGGUGUGGACAAGAAUUUUCGCAGUAAUGGAACGAUUGGAGACCACUUUCAUGAAGACAAUUCUUGCUGGCCUGCCUUCUAAUCCCAUCGUUCUCUACGGCGACCUGACUUGAACAGACAGACGAUUCAAAGAGACUGGCGGCUGCCGAUUAUUGUUAACAAUAUCGUAAUCCAAAGUAACGUCGCAGUCUGAGUGCCUUAUUGGUACAUCCAGGUCAAGCUCGUUCGUAAGUCAUACACACUAAAAUCACCUAAGAAUGACAACGAAAACCUCCGCAGUAACGUCGAUGAGGCUUACGCCGCGGUAGUUUUUGCACUUUGUCUUAUUCCCCUUCUUGAAGACAGGCAAGAAGAUGGCCUAGUCCCAGUUAUCAGGCUGGAAGUCAUCUCACCACACUUGUUUAAUUACCUCGUGGAGCCGGGGUGUCAAUGUCGACGCAGGACUUGUAGAAUUAGAUGGAAAUGCUAUCCCGUUGGGGCGCCUUGUUGUUGUAGUGUGAAUUUUAUCCAUCAAUUAUCGAUGCCCUUAAAAAUCCAAAUGCAUUUUAUGGGACGCACGCUAAAAACGUUCUUUUUGGUAUUCCGUUUAUAGCAAGUGACACAUUCUGUAAACGUUAUAUUUGAGAACGAGAGUAUUUUUUAGUUUUUAAAAAGGUUCUCUCCAACAAUUUGAAACCCCAACUAGCGUUACGCUCACGUUUCGUUGUUGCAAACCACACGAUGUGUACUGUUCAUUUAAGUAAAAGGAUUUAGGCAAGGACGCAGUAUGCGACCCCACUCAGGAAACGAGAACCAAGUCAUCGUGGAAUAUUGCGUCCGCGCUUUUUUUAUAAUUGACGCCUCUACGCUCUCAUAACUAGAUGGGACGCAGUCUGCUUUUGUGAAAGCAGACUGGAAGAGCUGUGAAAAAUGCUCAACUCUUGCCUGCGCUGUCAGUUAUCUCGAUACCCCCAUCAUUCCUCGGGGGUCGAGUUCCUGGUACGUGCUCUCAGUUGUAAGCAGCUGUAGGGAAAUCUAGCGCGAUAUCGCAAUAUGCCACCUCAACGCUCGUCCGAAUGUUUACCUGCUAUCGCGCUCUCCUUUCCGCCGUUUAACCCCACCCACAAAACUCGUAUUACACGAUUACCUGGUUUUUGUUCCCUGAGUGGGGUCGCAUACUGCGUCCUUGCCAGGAUUUAUUCGUAUGCACCGUUAAGGUGAUAUCUAACGCAUCAAAAAUUGUAGUAUAUAUGUAAAAGGAUAAAUAAUAAACGUCUAGGUACUAUGUUGCUUAAAUAAACAUUUCUUGGUCCUAAAAAUCGCCUAAUUACAAGCUGUUCUAAAACCAGAGCACAUCUUUUUAAGUAUAAAAAUAUAAAGGUGCAAUUUUCUACGAAAUAAAUACGCCUCCCAUGAAAUGUAUUUGGAUUUAUAGGACACCGAAGAUCAGCGAACAAAACCCCUACUACACAAGUAGUCACUUCUAGCAAUUGGGAUUUCCACAGGUGAUUUAAAGACGCACUCCAAAGUCCACGCUAAUUAAUCUUCCAACGGAACCUAAGUAAUCCUUUCUAAUUGAAAUCAUAUUUCAGAAUUUCAGCUAGUUUUUGAUAAGUUAGGUCACCCACAUAAUCCACGCCAUUCACAUCGCAAACACUCAGUGCAGAGGGCCUACCAAUAACCUGAUGAAUAAUUUGAUUGUCGCCGACGUUUGGAGCAGGUUAAGCUGGACAUUUCGGUGUCGUACUUUUCGUGGUCAUCACUCUCCGGCGGAAAAAGUGACACCCGGCCCAAGCCGUCCUUGACAGACAACUGUAAGGUCCUUGGGCUGAUUCAGUCGCUAUGGUGUCGCCGGUUGCCUGACAUACUGACUACUUAGAUAAAAGGAAGAUAUGCUACUGCCCUCUCGGGUCGUAAAGCGAGACCGGAUUUGUGUGCUAAGAGCCUUGGCUGCGCUGGAUUGUCGUAGUUUUGCCCAAUCAGGUCGUCAUGCACGUGACCAUUUGCGUUUCGGAUGCGAAUUUCCAGACGUGUACGAACAGGAACAUGGUCUGGACACAAGGGGCGCUGCCAGUCUCGGCAUCACUGCCAUAAUAAACUUAGUCAGUUGUCGUAAUUUCAUCAUAGUGCGAGGAUUACCGGGCAAUUUGGCUCACUGUACCUGUCAAUCGGAAGUUGUCGAAGGAGACUGGCCCAAGGUGUUCAGUACAUACGACUUCCUGGUCCCAUACUGGAUCUUUAUGCAGUUGAGAAUUACCAACAAUGUUCGCAGAUACGGGUUCGGUCCUCAGUAGUAAACACUAGCCACACUUCCACGCUCCGCUCCACGUAGAACCGGGCUGGCUGGCACAAAUGACUCCAGCUCGGUUCACUUGCUCAAUUUUCCACUUAUAUAAGGAGCGGAGUACACCAAGGUACCUCGUAUUCUCUUCUUGCUAGAUUACUACGUAUGCUGACACAUUCUAAGCUCGCCACUCAACUGAGACAAACUCUCACGGAUGCCACGUAACUGACCCGUAGUUGCGCCUUUUAGACCACCAAAACCGGCCCUCAAACUCGACCUGCCCUCGGAGACGAAUGUAAGAAAGUCUAAAUUUGAGAGGAUUAAACUCUGCCUACCCUCGGUCGCCAAAGGCAAGUCCGCAAACGCGCAAGACGUCUUCGCGGAGAAGGCUGAACUGGUGGCCCGCCUCGCGGAGGUCAAUGAAACCAACAUUGCCGACGCCAAGCAUCCUGCGUUCGAGGAGAAACAGUUGGCGGUCUCUGCCAGUGCACAACGCGCCGCCAAUCUACAACAGCUCAAGUCAUGUCUCGAAUCGGCGGGACAGUCUGCAGCGACCAAACCGGAGCCAGAUGCCGAAUCCUCGCCUGCGGCGCCAACUCUGCCCACAUUUAAGCGAAAGCUAAAGUCGGGCAGCCGACACACAAGGACCCGCGCAUACGACGACUGA
This is a messenger RNA of Spirometra erinaceieuropaei, 7223 nucleotides long. NCBI's taxonomy places the organism in Eukaryota, Metazoa, Platyhelminthes, Cestoda, Diphyllobothriidea, Diphyllobothriidae. The record is from the annotation of a GenBank genome assembly.